Molecule: messenger RNA, 4827 nt
Organism: Epithele typhae
Lineage: Eukaryota; Fungi; Basidiomycota; Agaricomycetes; Polyporales; Epitheliaceae
Product: kinesin-domain-containing protein
Exons: 15
Coding region: 1-4827 (1608 amino acids)
Biological process (GO): microtubule-based movement; cytoskeleton-dependent intracellular transport
Cellular component (GO): kinesin complex; microtubule
Molecular function (GO): ATP binding; microtubule motor activity; microtubule binding
Source: RefSeq, a predicted model, not a curated record
AUGACCGAGCAUGGCGAUGGAAACAUCAAGGUCGUCGUCCGGUGCCGUCCCCUCAACUCACGCGAGAUCGCGCGCGGCGCGAAAUGUCUUGUGCGAAUGGAGGGGAACCAGACUAUCCUAGAGGCCCCGGAGCCGGGCUCGGCGGGUGCGCAGGCGGCAUCAGGAAGGGCGGCGGAGCGGAAGGCGAUGAACUUUGCGUUCGACAAGAGUUAUUGGUCUGCAGGCCCAAGGGACGAACCGAACUACUGCUCGCAACAGACCUUGUACGACGACCUGGGGAGGGAGCUUUUGGACCACGGGUUUGCAGGAUUUAACGCGUGUAUCUUGGCUUAUGGACAGACAGGCUCUGGGAAAUCUUAUAGUAUGAUGGGAUACGGUCCCGACAAGGGAAUCAUCCCACUUACGUGCUUGGAGCUAUUCGCGCGUUGCGAAUCCAAGAAGGCUUCAGAUCCCAAGCUCAACUUCACUGUGGAGGUUUCUUACAUCGAAAUCUACAACGAGAAGGUUCGCGACCUGCUCAACCCGAAGAACUCGGGCAACCUCCGAGUGCGAGAGCAUCCUAGUCUCGGUCCCUACGUGGAGGAUCUGUCCAAGCUCAUGGUCAAUAGUUACGACGAGAUGAUGACACUCAUGGACGAGGGUAACAAGGCGCGUACAGUUGCUGCGACAAACAUGAACGAGACCUCGUCACGUUCACAUGCCGUCUUCACACUGCUUCUCACGAUGAAGAGACACGAUGUCGACACAAACCUCGACACAGAGAAGGUCUCGCGUAUCAAUCUCGUUGAUCUUGCUGGUUCAGAGCGUGCCAACUCCACUGGUGCCACUGGUCAGCGGCUGAAGGAAGGAGCGAACAUCAACAAGUCCCUCACGACCCUCGGGAAGGUCAUCUCGGCUCUCGCGCAAGCAAGUCAGUCGGAAGGAAAGAAGGGCAAGAAGGGCAAGGGAGAUGAUUUCGUCCCCUACCGUGACUCCGUCCUGACCUGGCUGUUGAAGGACAGUCUGGGAGGAAACUCGAAGACUGCCAUGAUCGCUGCCAUUUCUCCCGCCGACGUGCAAUACGAGGAGACUCUCAGCACCCUCCGUUACGCUGACCAGGCCAAGAAGAUCAAGAACAAGGCCGUCAUUAACGAGGAUCCGAACGCCAAACUUGUCCGUGAGCUCAAGGAAGAGCUCGAGAUGCUGCGGGCGCGCGUUUCUGGAGCCACCUCCGAGGCUGUAUAUGAUCCCAAGAUUCCUGCCUCCCAACAGAAGGUCACGUACCAAGCCAAGGACGGCACCAUCAAGACUGUCACGAAGGCGGAGCUGCAAGACCAGUUGGAGACGAGCGAGAAGCUCAUGCAGGGCCUGAACGAGACCUGGGAGCAGAAGAUGGAGCGUACACAGGAUAUCCAGCGCGAACGUGAGCAGGCCCUUGAAGAGCUUGGUAUCACUGUUGAGAAGAACAAUGUGGGCGUGCACACACCAAAACGGAUGCCCCACUUGGUCAACUUGAACGAGGAUCCCUUGAUGAGCGAGUGCCUGAUUUACCAGCUGAAGCCCGGAAAGACAGAAGUCGGUCGGAUGGACAGCGAGAAAUCCGCCGCCAUCCGUCUCAGUGGGGAAAGCAUCGCGGAGGAGCACUGUUACUUCGAGAACACCGACGGCAAAGUCGUGCUAUACGCGUUGCCAGACGCUGUCACUUUCCUCAACGGAAGCCAGAUCACACCUGGGCAGUCCUACAAGCUUCGAACAGGUUUCCGAAUCAUCCUUGGAGAGCACCACGUUUUCCGCUUCAACAACCCAGAAGAAGUACGCAAGCUACGGGACCGCGUGAGGGCGAAGUCCCAGAUGACUAUCAGCGUCACUGCUGCCGACGUCGCCGCCCAAGAACUUGAGGGCACCCGCCCGAGCUCACCAACAUCGUCAAGUGUGGACGUCGACGAUGUCGACUGGACCUUCGCCAAGCGGGAAGCGGCCUUUGCCAAACUCGGACUCGAUCCCGCUCUGGACAAUCUACCCGAUGAGGACCUCAACAAGCUCUUCGAGAAGAUCACCAAAGUCAAGACGAUGCGCGACCAUAAUGCCAAGCGGCCAGAGAGCAGUCUUAGCGUCAGUCACGCCGACGAUAUUUGGAGCGAGUCUGGUCGUCUCGAGACAGCGACCGACGACACCAGUGUUGACGCCUUGAACAAUCACGGCAGCCCCGAGUUCGGUGAGGGCUUAAAGGAUGUGCAGAGCCAGCUCGAAACCGAGCGCGCCGAAUUCAAGACUCGUCUCCAGGCGAUCGCAGAGUCCUCAGAGGCGGAAGACAUCAAGAUUGAGAAGGAACAGAUGCAGAAGCAGCUGAAGGCCGUUCAAGCACAUAUGAAGCGUCUACUCGAUGCGCGCGCAAGAGGGGAGGAGAUUGAAGGCGAAGAAUUCGAGCCAGUCAUCUACUCAGCUCGGCAACUUCGUCUCAUCCGCAAGGUCCUUGACAAGUGGCGUGCGCACCGAGCCUUCUCCAUGGCCGAAGUUGUCCUAUCCAAUGCAGUCCUCAUCAAGGAGGCUAACAUCAUCAGCAAGGAGCUUGGGAAGGAUGUCUCAUACAACUUCACAGUCGCGGCUGGUGGUUCUCUGGCUGCCCCCGCUUCGGCCAUUGACUCGAUAGCAGGCCUGGACCAGUUCGGAGACGUAUCAGACCCUGUUCUUGCCUCUGCAACUCAACCCUCGGUGGCCGUCAAGCUUGUCGACAAACGCCACAACGCCAUCUAUGUCUGGUCACUAGAUCGCCUCCAGCAGCAACUCCAGCGCAUGCGGAAUCUCACCACCUUCAUUGAUCGUCCAUCCUAUUCCCAACACUUCUCUUCUGAGGAGCCUUUCUACGACAGCCCUCCCCCUGAUUAUUCGUUCAUUGGCAACGCCCUACUCUCCCUUGCACCUAUGUCCCGCAGACUAUCCUCCACCUCCACCGUUCCUAUCUUCUGUCGGUACACUUCAGAGGCUAUUGGCUCAUGUCGCAUAGAGGUCAAGAUAGCCAAUGUUGUGCUUUCCCCCAAGCACGCCAACGCCUCUGCGACUUCCACUCGUGCCUCUUCUCCCGUUCCAGGCACGGUCCCUCCCGGCAGCAAAAUUACCUUCUCCCUCAUCGUCGAUCAAGUGAAGGGUCUUUCUCACCUGGACUUCUCUUUCGUUCACGUUCAAGUCCGAUUAUCAUCAUUCCUGGGCCCAUCCCUCACCUCGGAAGAGGUGUACCCCUCCGCUGCUGUUGACCUCGACACUGCCUCUCUUUCCGAUCUCAAGUUCCGCCGUAGUUUCUCCAUGGUAGCUUCAACACGGACACUCACAUACCUUCGUCAAGGGUACGCCCCGAUGGAAUUCUAUGCACGCCUGAAACCCACGUAUCUGGAGCGCAUGGAACGAUGGGACGAGAUGCGGGAGUUGCGGAUACCUACCAGCAAUGGAUCGCCGUCAGCAAGCCCUCCGAGGAGCCAACCGACCUCCCUUCCCCCAAUGCGUCGUUCCGAGAACGAUUUUGUUGUAGAACAGAACCACGACGUUACGGCCUGGCUACAAGUGUGCGAGCUUGCGCCCGACGGGACAUACAAGCCUGUGCCUGUAGUGUCAACCAGCCAUCUCGACCCCGGCUCCCUUCAGCUCCAUCAAGGGUUGCAGCGUCGCAUCGUGCUCACUCUCUCCUCGCACUCCGGUCGUCAGCUCCCCUGGACGGAGGUUACUCGGAUACGAAUGGGCAACAUCCGCCAUCUGGAUGCAAAGGGUCUUCUUCACGACUCGCCAUCCAAGGUCCUCACGACGCUACCUUUGCAAACCGAGCAAAAGAUCGAGUACAAGCCGGACGGAACCGGCAACAUCACUGCUGAGGCCCUUUGGGAUUCCAGCAUACACAACUCGAUUCUCCUCAACCGCGUUACGGGUUCAGGUCAACGAAUCCUCAUCCAGGUCACCUUCAGCGUGGCAAUCGAGACAUGCGCGGAGCCAGUCCAGUUCAGCAUGGACACCGCGGUCACCAUCCAGACGCGUGAUGCGCGUGCUCCCUCCCGCCUCACCUCGCUCUUUGGCUCGACCAAGAUCCUCUCGAAGACGAGCACCAUGUUCUCAGUCAAACUCUCUCCCCCUCUCACGCGCUCGCCCAAGGAGCUCUGGCGGCUAGACACCGCGGAGAAGUACGUGCGGGGCGAGGAGGCCCUCGGUGUCUGGCGCCCGCGUGGCGUCUCCGUCGUCGAGGACUACUCGAAGCUCGUGACGAUGGAGCGUCGUGCGGCGGAUGUGCAAGCGAUCCGGAUCAUCCUCGCUUCGAGUCCGCACGGGCGCAUGCAGCAGAUGCAGCAGCAAGACGCGGACGUUUGGGCGGCGGAGCGGGGCCCGCGCACCGAGGCAGUCCUCCGCAAGGCGCUUGCUCUCUGGCAGAAGCGGUUUGGCCACGCAGGCGAGAUCGUCAUCAGCCAGGAGCAGGCGAACUGGACGUGGUCGAUUUCGGACACGCACUCGACCGAGUCGCUGAAGCUCAACUCGAGCACGAAGCUCGUGCCCAGGAACGAUGGACCUACCAAGAAGGGCCACCUGAUGCUCAUGAUCGACGCAAAUGUGAACGCGUGGGAGAAGAGGUGGUUUGUGCUCCGAAGGCCAUACUUGCACAUGUUCGCUCACUCGAACGAGGUUGAGGAGAUUGGCGUCAUCAACCUAGCAGGCGUCAACAUCGAGAGCAACUCACAAAUGGAGGCUCUGCUUGGAAAAACGUUUACGUUCACCCUGUUCACGUCCUCUAACUCGUAUGCACUCGCGGCCCCGAACGCGAAAGAACUUCAGGCAUGGACUACGAAAUUAGACCCUACACGGCUCCCGUCAUGA